This is a messenger RNA of Ambispora gerdemannii, 1461 nucleotides long. Lineage: Eukaryota; Fungi; Glomeromycota; Glomeromycetes; Archaeosporales; Ambisporaceae. The record is from the annotation of a GenBank genome assembly.
AUGUCGGAUGCGGUGGAGAAGGUGUUAGCUGCUUUGAAAGCAAACAAUCUUGAAAAAAAAGUUGAAGCUAUAUCAUUAUUAGAAGACGAGCUUUUAGACGGAAUUUAUAUCGAGCCACAAGAUCUCAUUCAGUUAAUAACAGCUCUUCGAGAAGCAUUAAAAGCCUCGCAACAAGCACUCUCAUACAGGGCGUUAACAUGCUUAAGUCCACUAACAAGCAACGUAUCUGAAACCAAUCAAACCCACCUCAAUAAAAUCAUAAGUCAACUCACACCAAUCGUGAUAGAUAAACUCGGCGACAACAAAGAUAAAACGCGUGACGCAGCGCUAAAAGUUUUGAUUGAUAUGUGGAGCUCAGGCGUGGAUGUACACACGAGCAGCAAUAAUCCGACAAUUUUGACAAAGUUAACGAAUAUGAUUAAAGAGUUAGCGUUUGGUCAUAAAUCGUGGAGAGUGAGGGAACAGAUAUUACAAUGGAUUGUUGCAUGUACCAAAAUGAUGCCGGAUUUCUCAUUACGCAUAUGGCUAUCAUAUAUAAUCAAACUAUUGGAAGAUUCCAAUGAACAAGUGAGAGAAGCUAGUAAGGAAACGAUAGUGUCACUUUUCAGUUCUGCCUCACAGCACGCCAAAUCUGAUCUAAAACGAGAAUUAAAAAACAAAUCGAUCCGUGCCGCAACAAUCGACUACAUUUUUUCCAAAGUUCCAAUAAAUUUAUCCGACGUACCUGAUGAUCGAAGCACUAUCUCAUAUGACAGUACGACAGAUGCGCAUACUGACGAGAGUGAUGUUGAUCCAGUCUAUAUUGAUAGUGCACGAGAUUUGGAAAGAGAAUUUCAAACUAUGACUAAUAUUUUUCAAGGAAAAGAGACUGAACAAAAUUGGGGAGAUCGCGAAAAACAUGCCAAUCGGUUACGAUCUUUGCUUCGUGGUGGCGCGUACUCUAAAUUUCCUGAUCAAUUUAUGGUCAGUCUAAGAGUGAUAAUGGACGGUAUAAUGAGCUCGCUGCGUAGUCUACGCACGACGUUGACACUAGCUACUUGUGUUUUAGUAAAAGAUCUCGCCGGAUACCUUGGCCCAGCAAUAGACCCAUUCGCCGAUAACCUACUAGCCCACCUAAUAAAACAAUCAGGUGUCGUGAAAAAACUAGUCGCACAAGCAGGCAUGAAUGCCGCCGAGGCACUACUAGCAAACGCAUCAUAUCAUCUACGACUUGUGAAUCAGCUGUGGGGUGCUAUGCAGGACAAAAGCGUACAAUUGAGGGCGUAUACAAUUGGGUUUAUAAAAGUUGUGGUGAACACGCAUACCGCGCGAAGAGAUGCCAUUCAAAGAAAUGGUGGCGCACAACUGCUACAGAAUUGUUUAAAGAAGGGGUUGACCGAUGCAAAUCCUAAAGUGCGAGAAGGAAGUCGUGCUGUGUUUUGGGAGUUUUAUGAGGUUUGGUCGGAAUUGGGUGAUGCGUAA